Molecule: messenger RNA, 1356 nt
Organism: Diachasma alloeum
Lineage: Eukaryota; Metazoa; Arthropoda; Insecta; Hymenoptera; Braconidae
Gene: Surf4
Product: surfeit locus protein 4 homolog
Exons: 3
Coding region: 129-941 (270 amino acids)
Biological process (GO): Golgi organization
Cellular component (GO): membrane; endoplasmic reticulum-Golgi intermediate compartment; endoplasmic reticulum
Source: RefSeq, a predicted model, not a curated record
CUUAAAAUAUAUGUCAUGUACAUUCCACAUACCCUGACCGCGCGUGCAAGGGUUCGCGGGUAAAGUACGUGCCGAGAGUGGAUGGAUCCGUAUUUUUUUUUCUCCACCGAGUUUUUGAGUAAAGCAUUAUGGUGAUCCAGCAGGAGGUCGUGUCCAAGGCCGAGGAGAUCGCGGAUCAGGUAAUUCGUAACGGGAAACAUGUGCUGCCAACUCUCGCCCGUCUCUGCCUAAUAGCCACAUUCCUGGAGGACGGAUUACGAAUGUGGUUCCAAUGGAACGAGCAACGGGAGUACAUGGACCUGUCGUGGGGCUGUGGCAAGUUCCUGGCGACGUUAUUCGUCCUCGUAAAUUUACUAGGCCAAUUGGGUGGUUGUGUGAUGGUGAUCGGUAGAUUUAAGGUGCCAAUAGCCUGUGGACUUCUCUUCUUCAUCGUGGUCCUCCAGACAUUCGCCUACAGCAUCCUCUGGGACAUGCAGUUCCUCUUCAGGAACCUCGCCCUCAUCGGCGCCCUGCUGCUCGUCCUCGCGGAGUCCAGGGUCGAGGGGAGAUCUCUGUUCGCUGGAGUUCCGACUCUCGGCGACAACAAACCGAAGAAUUAUCUGCAACUGGCUGGCAGAGUCCUCCUCGCCUUCAUGUUCAUCACGUUGAUACGCUUCGAAGUGUCUUUCAUGCAGAUCAUUCAGGAUAUACUUGGAAGUAUUCUCAUGGUUCUCGUCACCAUUGGGUACAAGACGAAACUCAGUGCUCUCCUUCUUGUUUUGUUACUCUCAGCCCUCAACUUUUACCAUAACGCCUGGUGGAGCAUUCCUGAUCACAAACCUCUGAGAGAUUUCCUUAAAUAUGACUUCUUCCAGACACUCUCAGUAAUCGGAGGACUCCUGAUGAUCGUUUCCCUGGGUCCAGGUGGAGUAUCCAUGGACGAGCACAAAAAGAAAUGGUAGAGUGUCACCAGGAUAACGCUUUUACCUCGACUCUCCGUUACAGCGGCUCUUCCGGGUGUUGAUGCAUCGGGGGAAAUUUCCCUCUUAUUUCCCCCCCCCCCCACAAUUUUUCCAUUUCAAUCGAAGUUCAAACUGAUUUAAAAUGAAAACGAGUGCAUGGAAUCGAAUGAAUUCACUGACCGAAUUCGUUACUUAUCAUGUGGUAUUGCAAUGCAAGAUGGGAAAUAUUUUUCUUCAUUGAAAUUAUUUUUCUUGGAUUGUGCGUACAGAAGGCAAUAGAAUAUGUGUUGACGAAAUACGAAAAAUUCAAAUCAUAACAGACAAGACUAAUUUAUACUAUCGUAAUAAUAGUUGUAAUGAUUGUAAUGGCAUUGUACAUAUUACAGCGGUGAAACAUGAUUAUUUGAUUACAAUA